UUUUUGUUGUUUAAAUCAGCUUAAGCUCACAAAAUUGAUCAAAUAAAAUGAACUCUGACAAUUUAAAUAUAAUUUUAAUUCAUAAACAAAAAACAGAGGAAUAUAUAAAAGUUUUACAAAGCUUCUUCCUCUUUGAGACACCAAAUACAAGAAAAAAACGACUUCGAAGCAUCCAGAUAGCUAAAUUGGUAAAGAUGAGAAAAGAGAUUUUUGAUGAAAUAGAAAAACUCAACUCCCAGAGGACCAUUUGGACAAAGAUACGUACCAGCACAUUCUGGGAAGAAGAAGUUAUGCAAAACAAUAAUGAACAUUUUAAGCAACACUUUAGAAUGUCUCGGGAUACCUUCGAAGUUCUAUGCAAUGAAGUCAGAAACUUAGAGAAGCACGACACACGUUACAGGAAGUCUAUUCCACUGAGAAAAAGAGUAGCCAUAGCUAUCUAUACUCUUGGCUCAUCUGCGGAGUAUAGAACCAUUUCGGCUCUUUUUGGUGUAGGCAUAUCGACAGUUUAUAUUAUCUUAAAAACUUUUUGUAAAGAAGCCUGGCGUGUCCUUCACCCUAAAUAUCUAUGUGCUUAUCCACUCACUUCAGACAUUAUAAAAGAAAAUGUAGAUGGCUUUCAAAAGCUUGGUUUCCCCCAAUGUUUUGGAGCUAUAGAUGGUUGUCAUAUAGAGAUUCAACCCCCUUCACAAGAUGCUGUCGAUUAUUAUAAUUAUAAAGGAUGGUACUCGAUGGUUUUAUUGGCUAUAGUUGAUUAUCGCUAUAGAUUCCUUUACAUAAACGUUGGAAGUCCGGGCCGCUGCAAUGAUUCUCAAAUUUUUGAAAAUUCAUAUGUUAAAGAACAGCACCAACAACCAAUUCUUAAAGAAAUGUCGAAGAAUCUUUGCGGUGUAGAUAUUCCUGUUUUACUUCUCGGAGAUUCAGCAUUCAGAUGUGGAUGCACCCUCAUCAGGCGAUGGAGAUAAUGGGUUUUCUUUGUUGGAGCAUUCUGAAUACUCAUGGUCCUCUAUCACCGUGAUAUCUAAUGAUGAAACUGCAGCCGUAGA
Molecule: messenger RNA, 1046 nt
Organism: Episyrphus balteatus (marmalade hoverfly)
Lineage: Eukaryota; Metazoa; Arthropoda; Insecta; Diptera; Syrphidae
Exons: 5
Coding region: 48-965 (305 amino acids)
Source: RefSeq, a predicted model, not a curated record